This is a messenger RNA of Lactuca virosa, 434 nucleotides long. Lineage: Eukaryota; Viridiplantae; Streptophyta; Magnoliopsida; Asterales; Asteraceae. The record is from the annotation of a GenBank genome assembly.
AUGAUUCAGAAUGACUUGGUGCAUGGAUGGGGUUUGGAUUUUGCACUUAGAAGAUGUGUAGAGCCUGCACAUGAAAAAAUCGGUGUGGUUGAUUCGCAAUGGAUCUUGCAUCAACAUAUUCCUUCAUUAGGGGGGCAGGGUGAGUAUGAGAAGGGAAAAGCUCCACGGGAAGGGGUAAAAGAUAGGUGCAAAAAUGAGUGGGCACUAUUUCAAGAUCGACUUGUGAGUGCUGAUAAAGCUUACUUGAAGCAGAAUAGGACUAAACUUUGAUUUUAUAUUUAUUUUUAUAAUUUUGGUGGGCUAAUCAUUUUUGUACAAUAGGCAAUGAUGUUUUUAGCUUUUGUACAUAUAUAAAAAAAUACCAAAUACUUAAUUAAAUAUGUGGUUUGUUUGUUUUCUUUCCUGAUCGAAUAUGUGUAUGUUCAAUAAAUGUU